AUGAUUUAUGAGUUAAUGUUCACUUGCGUUAUUUUCGCAGAGGUCGGUACCAUGCCUGUGGGUCGGCUAAGCCAAUUGACGAAUUUCAAACCCGCCAGCCUUGUCGAUCAAAAUCCGACCACGGUCAUCCCUCCUCCCAAUUUGGACAUCUUGGACAAAAUCGACGUGAAGAAAUUACUGGGCAUGCUUCACAUACUCAACGAGGAUAAAUCUGCACAAAUAUCGGAAACCGCGACUUUACCAUCAUCUACUGUAAUGAACGCGGUCCACGAUUUCGACUAUUCAAAAGAAUGCAAGGUCGACGAAGAUCCAUCGAUUUUAUCGAAAAAUCAAGGUAAUGACCUGAUGAUUUUGAACACAGUGUACGACAGAGUAUCGGAACAUAUAAAUUCGGUUUACGAAACAAUUCAAAAGAACUACGACGUUUUGAUGAAGCUUAAUAUUUUGAAAGGAAUGCUGAUGAUGGGAGAGAAUAGUAUACAAUCAAAAGGGUCGACACCCUGGAUUAAAUACAUGUCCAAAUACAAAAAUAUUGUUAACGGUUAUUAA
Macrosiphum euphorbiae (potato aphid) is the source of this 549-nucleotide messenger RNA. NCBI's taxonomy places the organism in Eukaryota, Metazoa, Arthropoda, Insecta, Hemiptera, Aphididae. The record is from the annotation of a GenBank genome assembly.